This is a messenger RNA of Brassica oleracea var. oleracea, 2619 nucleotides long. Its product is annotated as receptor-like protein 12. NCBI's taxonomy places the organism in Eukaryota, Viridiplantae, Streptophyta, Magnoliopsida, Brassicales, Brassicaceae. Gene Ontology annotation, molecular function: protein binding. The record is from RefSeq and is a predicted model, not a curated record.
AAAAAAACAAAUCUGAAAAAAAAAAACACGAUGCAUUCUUGUAGUGAGAGGAAGAUGAUGAUAUCAUGGAGCUUGUGUUUAAUUUUUUCUCUUUUUAACUCACUACUUACUUUUGCUUCUCCUGCUAACCAAUUGUGUCGUUCAGACCAAAAGAAUGCUCUUUUGGAGUUCAAGAGCGAGUUCCAUUUCAAUGGGAUGGCGGCUAAUGAGAAGACACAGAGGUGGACAAAUACCACUGAUUGCUGUUCUUGGGAUGGUAUCUCUUGUGAUAUUAAAACGGGCAAUGUCGUUGAGUUAAAUCUCUGGGGAAGUUCUCUCAAUGGCUCGCUGCGAUCUAACAGCAGUCUGUUUCGUCUACAACAUCUUCAGAGCCUUAAUCUUAGCCCCAAUAAUCUUGCCGGUAUUCUACCAGAUUCCAUCGGAAACUUCAAAUAUUUGAAGGUUUUGAAACUUUAUGGAUGCAGUUUCUUUGGAAAUAUUCCUUCUUCGCUCGGGAAUCUUUCUUAUCUCACUCAUCUUGAUCUUGAUGGUAACGAUUUCACUGGUGAACUACCAGAAUCAUUGAGCAACCUACACCAACUAACAAACUUGCUACUUGCAUCGAGCAAGCUCACCGGGAACUUUCAUCAUGCACUACUGAAUUUGAGUGAGCUCACGGCGAUUGACUUUAGCUCUAACCAGUUCGAAGGUAUGCUCCCAUCUAACAUGAGUAGCUUCUCCAAGUUGGAAUACUUUGAUAUGAGCGUAAAUUCAUUUUCGGGACCUAUUCCUUCGUCACUUUUCAUGAUCCCUUCGUUGACCCGUCUUAACCUGGAGAAAAACAUCUUCAGUGGCCCUGUUGAGAUUGGGAAUAUCUCUUCACCAUCUAAACUUCAGGAACUAUCCCUUGGAGGAAACAAUCUCAGUGGGCCAAUCCCGGGAUCUAUAUCCAAACUAGUUGGGCUCUCAUAUCUCGACCUCUCUUUUUGGGACACUGAGAGGGGCUUGGUGGAUUUCAGCAUCUUCUUGCACCUCAAGUCACUUACGUUACUUGACAUCUCCCAUCUGAAUACAAGAAGUAUGCUUGACUUGAGUCUUUUCUCAAAUUUCACGUCACUUACCUUACUUCACCUCUCAGGGAAUAAUCUACAUAUCAGUUCAACUCUCCAUCUUCCCUCACCUAUAGGAUCAUUGGGUUUAUCAUCGUGCAAUAUUUCUGAGUUUCCAAUGUUUCUACGAACACAAACCGGUUUGUUCUUCUUAAACAUUUCUGCCAAUCAAUUCCAAGGGCACGUACCAGAGUGGUUAUGGACACUUCCAGGACCGGGGUAUCUAGAUAUAUCUCAGAAUUCCUUCAGUGGUUUUGAAGGAACAUCGGAUGUUAUUCAAAGAAGUCCCAUAGAAAUGCUUGAUAUAAGUUCAAACAGUUUCCAAGAUCCAUUUCCUUUGUUACCAAACUCUACAAGGAUCGUUGUAGCCUCCGAUAAUCAGUUUUCAGGAAACAUUCCUACGAAAAUAUGUGAACUGGUGGCGCUUGAGACACUUGUUUUAACCCACAACAAUUUCAGCGGUUCUAUUCCCCGGUGUUUUGAGAACUUCAAUACUACUCUUUCGGUCUUGCAUCUUCGGAACAACAGCCUCUCCCGUAAUAUCCCGGAGGAAGUUUUCAGUGCCAGCUUGAUAUCUCUUGAUGUUGGUCGCAACAAGUUAUCAGGAGAACUUCCCAAGUCUCUGAUAAACUGCACUAAACUAGAGUUUCUGAACGUGGAAGACAAUGAAGUCAGUGACACGUUUCCUUUUUGGUUGCGGAUGUUACCCAAUUUACAGAUUAUUGUUCUUCGUUCUAACAGGUUCCACGGACCAAUAUUUUCUCCAGGAGAUUCUUUGAGUUUCCCUAAGCUGCGAAUUUUCGACAUUUCGGAAAAUCUCUUCACUGGAGUCUUGCCAUUGGAUUACUUUGCUGGUUGGAGUACAAUGUCAUCUGUUGUGUACAUUGCAUAUGAUAAGCUGCAUAGGUUUAUUGGUUUUACAUUUUCAAACUACCAUAAGUCAGUGGUUCUGGCGAACAAAGGUUCGAAAAUGGAGCUUCUUGGGAGUAGUUUUAGAAUCUACAAAACCAUUCAUGUCUCUGGAAAUAGACUCGAAGGAGACAUUCCUCAAUCCAUCGGCCUACUUAAGGAACUGAUUGUGCUCAACAUGACCAACAAUGCUUUCACGGGGCAUAUUCCACCAUCUCUAUCGAACUUGACCAAUCUCCAGUCCCUAGAUCUAUCCUAAAACAGAUUAUCUGGCACAAUCCCACCAGAGCUCGAGAAACUCACGUUUCUGGCGUGGAUGAACUUCUCCAACAACAUGCUCGAAGGCCCAAUACCACAAGGCACUCAGAUUCAAAGCCAAAAUAGUUCUUCAUUCGUACAUAAUCCUGGGCUGUGCGGUGCUCCUCUCAAAAGGUCAUGCGGUGAAGGAAAAGAAGAAGAGAGAAAACAAGAUGAAGAAAAGGAAGAAAAAGAUCAAGUCUCGAGCUGGAUUGCAGCUGCAAUAGCUUAUGCACCUGGUGUAUUCUGUGGAUUCGUCAUCGGCCAUAUUCUGUCUUCAUAUAGACAUGACUGGUUCUUGAGAAUCUUUCGCUCUUUUGCAUAA